GUCGUCGUGAGAGUAGUCGCUGGCUGAAUGGCAACAGUCUACCAAGUAUAUUCUUCAGCACCACUUGUACAAUCCGCUGACUCCACUAACAAAUAUUUCUUACUGCGUAAAAGCGAUAAUCAAACUAUGUUCGCCACCAGACCGUACAUCCUAGGUGUUGUAGGGAUGAUGAUGUUCAUCGCCGUACUGACAAUCACUGACGUCCAAGCCAAAGAUGACAGAUGUCGUCGACCAGUUAUUCAAAAUUGCAAUGCUUCGGAAUUUUACAUCAAUGGUUGGAAAUUUACCGGGUGGUACUACCACACGGAGUUGAGAAUGUGCAGACCUUUGUACACGCCGAAUGGACUGCACACUUGCAAAGAAAACUACGAACUGCCCAUAACCAGACAAAUGUGCGAUGACUUAUGUGCUGAACCGUGCACCAGGACCAAUGGUGCGCCGGGAAUUUGUAUGCCCAAGGACUUAUGCGUAAUUACCAUCAGGUCAUUGGGACCAAUCCCUCCAAGUUCAUGCGGCAGUGGCAUGUUAAAUUGCUGUCCCAAAGCAACUGACAAAGAGUUGUGCACUUUGCCUAUAAAUAAUAAAAACGGGCUCGUCGAAGAGGGAGUUCUUAAAAAGAAGACGUAUGGUGAUGAACCUGAUUACAAAUACUAUCUACCGUAUCCUAAAAAAAAAGAGUGCACAUGCGAGUAAUACUUUACAGUGCCCGCACUAAUAGCAUUAAAUGUUUCAUCACGUAGUAUGUGUAACUGUCAACUGACCAUUAUUAUUUAAUAUCGAUAUUAAAAUUAUUCUUUGCAUGUAUUUAUUUGAUGAAAUUGUUUAUUGUACUAUAAAUAAUAAAAUAAAAAUUGAUAUUGAUAUUAAUA
Molecule: messenger RNA, 869 nt
Organism: Aphis gossypii (cotton aphid)
Lineage: Eukaryota; Metazoa; Arthropoda; Insecta; Hemiptera; Aphididae
Exons: 3
Coding region: 28-693 (221 amino acids)
Source: RefSeq, a predicted model, not a curated record